Molecule: messenger RNA, 3364 nt
Organism: Sinocyclocheilus rhinocerous
Lineage: Eukaryota; Metazoa; Chordata; Actinopteri; Cypriniformes; Cyprinidae
Product: fragile X mental retardation protein 1 homolog A-like
Exons: 9
Coding region: 1-1131 (376 amino acids)
Biological process (GO): regulation of translation at presynapse, modulating synaptic transmission; animal organ development; regulation of mRNA stability
Cellular component (GO): cytoplasmic stress granule; nucleus; neuron projection
Molecular function (GO): mRNA 3'-UTR binding; translation regulator activity
Source: RefSeq, a predicted model, not a curated record
AUGGACGAGCUCGCGGUGGAAGUGCGAGGAGCGAGCGGAGCUUUCUACAAGAGUUCUCGGCAACUGGCCUCAAGGUUCCAUGAGCAGUUUGUGGUGCGUGAUGACCUCAUGGGAUUGGCCAUAGGCACCCAUGGGGCGAAUAUCCAGCAGGCCAGAAAGAUUCCUGGGGUCACAACCAUCGACCUGGAUGAAGAGACCUGCACGUUUCACAUCUAUGGAGAGGACCAGGAGGCUGUACGGAAGUCCAGAAGCUACCUGGAAUUUUCUGAAGAUAUUAUCAAAGUUCCUAAGAAUUUAGUCGGAAAAGUCAUUGGCAAGAGUGGGAAGCUGAUUCAAGAGGUUGUGGAUAAAUCAGGUGUUGUCAGAGUUCGAGUGGAACCGGAAAAUGACAAAAAGCCUUCUCCAUUAGAGGAGGGACUGGUGCCAUUUGUGUUUGUGGGGACGAAGGAAAGCAUUUCAAAUGCACGGAUUCUGCUGGACUACCAUCUGAAUUAUCUAAAGGAGGUAGAUCAGCUGCGAAUGGAGCGACUGCAGAUCGAUGAACAGCUCAGACAGAUCGGUGGAGGGCCUAGAGCUUUGCCGGGACGACCUGAGAAAGAAAAACCUUUCGUGGCUGAUAAUGGAAUGGGACCCUCACGAGGUGGCGGCAAACCCUUCGGUCGUGGAGGGAGAGGGAGACGGGGCCCGACACUGGCUUCAGGCACCAACUCUGAGGCCUCUAAUGCAUCUGAGACUGAAUCCGACCACAGAGAUGAGCUCAGUGACUGGUCCCUGGCCCCUACAGAUGAGGAGUCCAUGGGUUACCCCAAAAGGGCCCCUGAUGGACGCAAAAGGGGUGGAGGGCCCCGGGGUCGUGGAGGGAGAGGAAGAGGAGGAUACAAAACUGAAGACAUGCACUGGAAUGAGUCCCGCUCCCGUAGUUCCAGAGACUCGAAGCCGAGACCCCAGGAAGACACAUUGCAGAUCCGCAUCGACAGCAAUAACGAGAGGAGCGUCCACACCAGCCGAGGCUCUCAGGCUCUGGCAGGAGACAGCGGAGGGAACCGGCAGAGACCCAUAAAGGAGCGAGGGAUGAAGAAAGACAAGCAGGAUGGCCCGGACAGCCAAGCCGUUGUGAACGGCGUUUCGUAGAGAAUAACGUGCCCCCUUUCCCCCAUUCUCCCACUCGGCUCCACCAAUCCAGAUGCUUCUUCAUUAGAGACACAUUAGGCCAAAGAGAACCAGGUCAGUAGGGCUGUCGCAAGACAUGACAUAAAGCACACUUUCUAAUUGUUAGUUCGGGUAAAAGACGAGGUCUCUUGGUGUAUGGUGUGUUGAAUUCGGUAGUCUUCACGGAUUAAAGAAACCGGCCUCUAAAUCACAACAGAAGCUACAGGUUUUCAAAUUGACUUUCUAAACAACUACCUAUGAAGCAUAAAGAAGCUGUGGAUUAAAUGUCUCGCAAAAUGGAAUUCUGAAAUGUUUUCCAAGCAAUUGGUUUUUAAAGUUUUUGUUUUCCACAAUGUCCCAAACAAAAGGGAAAGAAACACAUUGGAGAAUGAACUCAAGCGCUCGGGGGCCCAAGUUUAUGCCACAUCUCACGGCAUACGUUGUUUUUUUACGCGCUUUGGUGUCCAUGAUUACUCGAGCCCAUUCUGAUGUGAGAUCUUGGCCACAAAAAUAACAAAAAAAAAAAAACUAAAAAUGGCAAAAGAAAAAAAAAAAAGCUCCUGUCUGGAUCUGUGCCUUUAACUAGUGUGAAUAGUAUCAUAAUUUGGAUGUUUAAAUCAGGGAAGAAGACGUGAACAACCUGUCUGAGCAACGUGUGUUGCAAUCUCAGCCGACGACUAAAAAAAAAAGUUUUUUUUCUUUUUUGUUUUGUUUUUCUGUGCUGCAUGUAUUUCACAAACAUUUUGUAUGUCUGAAAAGCAGGAUUCUAUCAAGUCGGCCGAAUUCUGAUAUUUUGCCAUAGCUGAAUUGUGUGUAAUAAAGGUAUUAACCUAACUAAACUAGUCAACUGUGGAAGUCAUAAAUUGUAACCGACCACCCAGAGACGAAUAUCAAUGCUAAUUCAUUGUCGUCAACAGCACAGUUAAUUUUGUCGUUUAGCAUAUCUUUGCAUUGUAGGACAAUUAUAAUUAUUAUUUUUUUUUAAGAGGUAGCAAAGCAGUUUUCUUUCAAAAAACAUGUCUGUCAUUUUCCUCCCACACAAGGUGAACUUGUUGGGACUUUUUUUUUUUUCUCUCAAACAAUUUGUAAAUGCUCAUUUUGGUUUCCAUUCAUGCUGGCCACAGUAAACUGCCAUCUCUCCUGCUGUAUUUCUCAGCAUCAGGUGUGAAGCACUUAUAUCAGAUCUCUGUAACAUUGUCUGUGUCCUAACAAUGGCUCAUCUGUGGGGUUGCAUACUGUAUAUUAUGUCAUCCGUUAAGAGAUUGUGGCUGUUCUUUUUAGAUUGAACUUUAAAUGUGCACUUAUCAUGUUUGUGUUACUCUGCAAGUACUUUAUAAUCUCUCAACCUAUAAUAAACUAGAAUGUGAUAAGACUUCCUCGGCAGGUGAAUCACAUGUAUGCUGUCAACAUAACUAAACUGAAGUUUAGAUAUCUUCGCUAAUUUUGAGUCUACUGUACUUUUGCAGCUGAAUUCGCUUGGAGAGGGACGAGAAGGGGGGAUAUGCGAUGUUAACUUUGAUAUGAAAACCGUCUGUCUUAUCCGAUUAGUGCUUGUGCAUUAAACUUUAGUUUACAUUUUCGAGAAGACGCGAUGCUGUUCUGAACCCACGAUUCUUUCCAAACCUACUGUGACGAUAACCAUGGUAGUUUUUCUGCUUUUCCUUUGACUGUACAGCAAGAAACCCGUUCUUUGCUCUUUUUCUCUACGUUUCUAGUUCUCUUUGCGCUCCUGUACUCUCGCUUAGUCACCUUGGCGAAUAACCUGUUAAGCUUAUACACACCAGUUUGGAAGUGAUUUGCCUGUGAAUACGAAACGGAAGCUGAAAAGAACCUGUGACUGGCGGAGGAUUUGCGGAAAUAUAAACCACUCUCUCGACGGAGGCGGCUCAGGAUGCCCCUCUCGUGUGGCUCUUUAAUUAAAAAUAGCCUUUACUUCAAAAUAAGGUGUUAAAUGGUUUACUCUCAGUAUUUUUAAAACCUGCACGUCCACGGCGGGCAGUAAAACUGGCAAGAUGGCGCAGUUCGCCGCAGUCUGUUCGAGAAUAACGAUAAAAAUAAAAAAAAACCUGUUUCGAAUCUUUUGAAAGUGUUGCCAAACAGACUGUUUUCUAAUUAUUUAUUUUUUGGGAAUGUAUAUUAAAAUGACAAAUUGUAAAACCAUCUCUUGCACACAUCGUAGGGUAUUGUGAUUGAAAAAGAGCUGAAAAAAAAAAAA